CUCAGGAGGAACUUGACCAAACUGACCUUGCUGUUUAGUCACAUGCUCGGGGAGCUGAGGGCCAUGUUUCCAGGGGGCAUUUUUCAAGGUGACUCCUACAGGGUGACAAAGCCAGAGGCUAAGGAGUUUUGGAUGCGUUCAUUUGGAAACAAAUGUGUAGUGCAGUGGAUUCGUUUCAAAGAGCAGCUGCGGAGCGUACAUGCGUUUGAGGAAGGGAUGGAGUCCAUGGCUCUGAAAUCAACUAUAGAUCUCACCUGUAAUAACCACAUCUCUGUGUUUGAGUUUGACAUCUUCACCAGACUGUUUCAGCCGUGGAGGUCACUCAUAAGGAACUGGAACCAGCUGGCGGUGACUCAUCCAGGCUACAUGGCCUUCCUCACCUAUGACCAGGUUAUAGCUCGUCUGGAGCACCACCUGCAUCAACCCGGGAGCUAUAUCUUUCGCCUGAGCUGCACAAGAAUGGGUCAGUGGGCUAUCGGUCAUGUGACCAGUAAAGGGGCCAUUGUCCAGACCAUCCCCCAGAAUACACCUCUCUACGAGGCUCUCGUUCAGGGCUUCAUGGGAGGCUGCUACCUGUACCCGGAUGGCCGUGAUGUGAACCCUGACCUGACAAACGUAUUUGAACCGGCCCAGAGGGGCAAAGUCAAAGUUACAGAAGAGCAGUAUGAGCUUUACUGUGACAUCGGCAGCACCUUCCAGCUGUGUAAGAUCUGUGCAGAGAGGGAUAAGGACACUCGUAUCCAGCCCUGUGGGCAUCUCCUGUGCCAACCCUGCCUCAAAGGCUGGCAGCAGAAGUCAGCUGGCCACACCUGCCCGUACUGUCGCUGCGACAUCAGAGGAACAGAGUCCAUACUCGUCGAGCCCUACCGAUCAGGCAGAGGUCAGUGGGAGGAGGAGGAGGGUGAGGACGAGCAAGAGGAGGACGACCAUGAGGACAUUGAACUGAUGUUAAAGGAAAUGGCUGCCACGAGGAAGUUCUCACAUUUGGAUUUCGAAGUUCCCAUGUCGCACCUCAGCGCUCCACCUCUGCUCCCUAAAACCCUCACAACCGCCCGCUGUCCGUCUCCCUCCAGACAAACGGAGACUUCAGAAACCGACACACUGGACCAACACUCACGUUCACAGGCGGGAAGUGGCAAUGGAGCUCGUAGAAGACACACACAACAGACACACAGCAGCGCUGAACUCCUCACAGAAGCAGAGAGUGUCCCUUCCUCUCAGAAGGGUGUGGACAGUUGGAUAGCAUGGCUCGGACCCUCCAGCCCGGCCACACCGAGACAAAGACACGAAGAGAGGGAGGAAUCGAGAGCGGGGCUCAGAGAAGACAAACGUGACCUGGAGGAGAUGACGAGCACAAUGUCGUCCUGAUAGAAAAAGACACCUCUAAUUCCAGAAAUCGGGUCUCAGUGAAUGUAAAAAACAGUUUCUGGUUUCAUGUUUAGUGGUAAAUGUGUCAGCUGCACUGCUGAAGUUAGGGUUAGAGAUGAGAGGGACUCACUGAGGCCUCCUGCUGUUCAACAAUCACUCCGACAUUAUCUCCACAGCAGGUUCACAGCUGAUCUGCAUAAUCAAAGCAUUUCACCAGACUCCGGGGAAAAAUGGACAUCUUUGAAAAGCUUGAUAUUUGAAAAUGGAAGGGAGACACAUAUCACAUAUCUUGGGAGAAUAUAAAGAUAAAUAACCCAUACCAUGCAUGUGUUCUUAUUAAUAAAUGAUUAUAUGGUAUUAAAAUCAAACUAAUAAACCUGUAACUGACACAUA
Molecule: messenger RNA, 1761 nt
Organism: Cottoperca gobio
Lineage: Eukaryota; Metazoa; Chordata; Actinopteri; Perciformes; Bovichtidae
Gene: cblc
Product: Cbl proto-oncogene C, E3 ubiquitin protein ligase
Exons: 11
Coding region: 43-1368 (441 amino acids)
Biological process (GO): negative regulation of epidermal growth factor-activated receptor activity; signal transduction
Cellular component (GO): plasma membrane; membrane raft
Molecular function (GO): SH3 domain binding; calcium ion binding; ubiquitin protein ligase activity
Source: RefSeq, a predicted model, not a curated record